This is a messenger RNA of Lindgomyces ingoldianus, 1116 nucleotides long. RefSeq names its product S-adenosyl-L-methionine-dependent methyltransferase. The transcript is spliced from 3 exons. The record is from RefSeq and is a predicted model, not a curated record. NCBI's taxonomy places the organism in Eukaryota, Fungi, Ascomycota, Dothideomycetes, Pleosporales, Lindgomycetaceae. The coding region runs from base 53 to 958 and encodes 301 amino acids.
CAUUAACGUCCCAGAGUAUUCAUUCUGGCGAUACCUCCAGCUACACUCCAACAUGUCCGUCUCCGAAGCCAACCAAAACUACUUCGAUGCUAUUAGCGACUCCUAUGACGAUAAACCGUGGUUUGCCAAGAUGAACCAGCAAGUCACGGAUUUCUUGCGCAGUCGUUUGGACUGGGUUGGGAUUCCUUUCGCAAAUAUAGGGUCCAAGACCGACGCCGAAACCGUACGACUUCUGGACUAUGCAUGUGGCCCUGGCCUCAUGUCGCGGAUCUACGGCCCAUACGUCACCAUAACCCGUGGCAUCGACAUAUCCCCCAAAAUGGUCGCAACCUUCAACGCCCGGGCCCAUAUCGCCGGCUUCAGCAAAGAUAAAAUCAACGCCGUCUUCGGAGAUCUUUUUGCCUCACCCCAGCCACCUGAGCUCUCUGUUCCCGAGUACUACAACUUCGACCUUGCUGUCGUCGGCUUUGGAUUCCACCACUUCGAGGAUGUCAUCCACGCUUCCAAAUGCCUUAAAGAAAGACUCCGACCUGGGGGCGUUCUAGUGAUCAGCGACUUUCUAGAGGGAGGCGAUCUCCGAGCUGAUGAGAAUGGGAAUAUGAUACUAGGGACGGAGGGUGAUCAUAUGGGAGUUAUUCAUUAUGAUGAACAUGACGACCACAAGGAGCAUGGACAAGGGCAUCAUCACCAUCACCACGGCCGUUCUCAAAAAGGCAGUGAUAACGAUCUUGCGAUGAAGCAUCUUAGCAAGAUGAACGCAUCAGUUGUCGUUCCCUCAUUUACGAUCGAAGGAGUGACGCAGUUCUUCAUUGAGGCCGGCUUCGUAGAUGUGGGCGUAAUUACCAUGGAAGAAAGGGUGUACAUGGCAUUUGCAGGAAAGCAGUUGUGGAGGACGGUGUUGUUUGCUCGCGGGAGAAGGCCGUUCGAAGGUGAGGAACAGCAAAAGUCUGAGCUGUGAGUAACGGAUAGUAUUUUCUAGGAAGGGCGGGGUGUGAGCAAUCGUGUCGAAGCGUAUAGCCUGUCUUGUUUAUGUAGAUGUACGGUUGCUUCUUCUUGAAUUAGUGGAUGGACAGAAUGUUAUCACAUAACAUGGAACACGACUAUGGUAGAAUCCAC